AUGUGGCUCUCCUACCAAGCACUAGAUUCUUCACCGGGCGUAGGGUCAUGGAAUGUGUCUGGAACCUCCCCAGAGCAAAGCGCUGCAGAUGCAGCUGCAGGCGUUGCUGGUGCGGAGGACCUUGACGGCAGCCCCCUCGUGUAUUAUGACAAGCUGCUCGCGAGUACUCUAGUGGGUGACAUUCCGAGCCAGAUGGCGGUGUAUCAGAUAGGAGCAGUUCUGCUGCCUUAUAACAUGACAGCUCUAGGUGGAGUGAGUCAGAAUAGUAGCACAUCAGGGGUGUCGAACGGGACAGCAUCGCAACCCACAGCUGGCACGAGCAAACCGAGUGGUGCAGCUGGCUUUCUUGCUGCUGCCAUCGGCCUGAUCAUGCCACUGCUCGCCCUCACCAUCUAG
Molecule: messenger RNA, 396 nt
Organism: Closterium sp. Naga37s-1
Lineage: Eukaryota; Viridiplantae; Streptophyta; Zygnematophyceae; Desmidiales; Closteriaceae
Source: the annotation of a GenBank genome assembly